This is a messenger RNA of Seminavis robusta, 1173 nucleotides long. Lineage: Eukaryota; Bacillariophyta; Bacillariophyceae; Naviculales; Naviculaceae. The record is from the annotation of a GenBank genome assembly.
AUGAAGGAGGGAACGACUGGCAUUGUAGCACUCUUGAUAUCCAUAUCACUGGCUCAUCAUUUCCUCCACAGCAGUGUAGUAUCAGAAGUGCUUUUCCCACCGCUAGCUUUUAUUCUAUCGAGCUUUUUGUUGGUUCUUCUCGGCGUGCAGUAUUUCAUGGGAAAUUGCCAGAAACCACAGUCACCGACAAGCAUCAGUAGUAGUACCGGUAGUAGUAGUGAGGAAGCACAAAAGGACAAAACUCAAAAGAUGCCUUCAGGUGACAGCGUGUUCUCAAAGUUUCUGAUUUUGGAACGAGACGACAUUUCCGUGGAGAUUUUUCAAUGGCUCGAUAGUCGAGACCUGGUCGCUUGCAGCCAAGUCUCAAAAGGCUUUCGACACGUGUUGCGGACAUCAUCGAACCAUGCACCCGGAAAUUUUUUGUGGUACUGCCUCUAUUGUACCAAGUAUCGAGCCAAGUUUGUGACGCCCCCGUCGUUCGAGGCGCUGCUUCAGGGGACUACAUGUAGCAACACGGAACUCCCAUUGGAUGCGUUUUCCUGGAAAGAGUUGGUCCUCCAACGACAACGAUCGGCAAAUUAUUUUACACCCGGACACCCCUGCAUUCGUGCGUUACCAACCGAACUUCAAAUCGCUGCAGGAACACAACCGGGCAUGCUCGACAUUGUCAAUACCACACGCCCUCCGACGCAGUACACCGUUUUGUUUGGUUCCAUGAGUGCCGUUGUCUUUCAACGGCAUGUCCGGGACAUGGCGCUUCCACUUUCCAACAGGCGUAGUAUUGCCUACAUUGAAUUGUAUGUCCGCGGUGGUGGCAGUUGUGGAUUGGUGUCGUCGGGUCGACAACCGCGAACGUUUGGACGGCAAGCCCUCAAUGCACACAUUGGUUGGGCUCCCGGAUCGAUUGGAUAUCACGGCGAUGCCGGAUACAUCUUUUGCUGUUCCGAGGAAGAUGGACGUCAAUUUGGGACCAUUUCCAUGACGGGAGAAAGCUCGGAAGCGUCCGCACGCACAUGUCCUGGAUUCGCCAAGGGCACCUACUGCUAUUUCGCCGUUUGUCUUCACGACCAAGAAGAGUUUUGUUCCGUCAACUUUGGGACACAGAGAUUUGUGUUUGAUAUUGAAAAGUAUUCCCAGUUGCCACUCCCCACAGAAACAACCUUGCAACUAUAA